GCACAGCUCUUUACAAUCCUACUGAGCCUGUCUGACAGAGAGAGCAAGACAGUGUGCGUGUUUGUGUGUGUGUGUGUGUGUGAGAGAGAGAGCUGAGAGGCAGCCAAGAUGAGAGUGUGAAGCAGUGAGAAGGAAAACCUAGAAAAAAACAGCAAAGGCGAUCAGAAAGGGGAGGAGGGCAGCAAACACAGCAAAAAGGAAAAGCAGAGUAGAUAGUCUUUGAUAGUCCUGGUGCCAAGUCAAGAGAUGCAAUGACUAGAUGACCAGCCACUAUACACACCAGCACCCUGUCCUGGAGCCUUGACAGGAGGGGACAGGAAAAAUACACACACACUCAAAGGCAAAACACUCUCUUCAACCAGUCCCACAUCCACUGGAUCAUGUCGUCUACUGGGUCAACAAACCACAACAAACGUCUGGCAUCGGAGAAAGACAACUCUCAUCGGGUUUUGGACAAUGAGUCUGCUCAGCACGUGAAGCUGAAGGAAAGACAGCGCUUUUUUGAAGAGGUCUACCAGCAUGACGUGGACAACUACCUGCCCUCCGCUCACCUGCAGGUCGAUUGCAGGAAACCCCCCAUGGGAAGUAUCUCUUCUAUGGAGGUAAAUGUGGAUGUCCUGGAGCAAAUGGACUUAAUGGACUUCUCUGACCAGGAGGCCCUGGAUGUGUUCCUCAACUCAGGCUCAGGAGCCGACGAGGGGGCGCUGGCAUCUUCACUACCAGAGAGGGAGGACGAAGAAGAGGAUGUGGACGAUGAAGAUGCACAGGUUGUGUACAGGGAGCGUGCACCUUUGACAAGGCAAGAUGAAGUUCAACGCGGCUCAAAGUCACGCAUGUCCUCUACAUCAUCGGGUUCCAGUGAUACCAGCGGGGGUGGAGUAGACACACCCGUGAUCCAGUCAGACGACGAAGAAGUCCAUGUUGACACUCUGCUGCUAACCUCUGUUCCCCACACCAGGGAUGAAGAAACAGAGGAGGAAGACGAGGUGGAAAGAUGCCUUGCGACUAAAUCUCCAUAAAGACUAAAUUUAACCCUCUUUAGACAUUAGAGUUUGUGAAAAGAGCCUGAGGUCUCUGUGUCUCAUUUUCAAUCCUUUCUUUAGAGGAAAUCCUCAGCAUGUUUGACCCGGCUGUGAAUUUCUGCAUCUUUUGAAUGUUUCGCUGAGUCCAUUGGAUUUUAUAUUUAAACUUAAAAUAUAUUUUUCCUGUUAAGUGUUUAACACUUUAUAGAAAUGUGCAUACAAACAACAUGAGUGAUCCCAUUCCAAUGUAUUUACGUUCUGUAUGUUCUGGCUGAGAUACAAAAUAGUCAGUUUAAGAUUCAAUAACAGAGGGAAACCACCCUCCAGCAAGGAUGCAGUUUUAUCAUCAAUCUUCUUUUUUCAGAAGAUCAACAUGAGGAAUCUAUUGCCACGUGCAUGUGCAAACUAUUUACAGUAUCAUGAAUGGAGCUCUGUUUGUAAAUGCAUGCAUUUUGUUGUUUGUUAGUGACUACAUUAUGUAUCUGCAGAGUUAGUCAUUGCUGUACUUAAAGUUACUCCUCUCCUCCACGUAAGGUGUGCAAUUUCGGUGUUGGAAUGUGUGUGGGUGUGUGUUUUUUUUUUGUGUGUGAGGGUGGGUGUGUGUUUGUAAUGGGUGUGGACGGGAUGGUAAAUAUUACUAUACAUGAGGUAUUCCCCUGGUGCUUCUUUCAAAGCAACCUUUUUACAGUGUUAAUCAUGACGUGUAUCUCUUCCCCACUUAAACGUCCCGCCAUGAAAUCAAUAAAAAUAAAACAAAGGUUAAAACCACUAAA
This is a messenger RNA of Etheostoma cragini (Arkansas darter), 1795 nucleotides long. Its product is annotated as dysbindin-like. Gene Ontology annotation, biological process: negative regulation of protein kinase activity. The transcript has 4 exons. Bases 381 to 1019 code for a protein of 212 amino acids. Gene Ontology annotation, cellular component: cytoplasm. The record is from RefSeq and is a predicted model, not a curated record. NCBI's taxonomy places the organism in Eukaryota, Metazoa, Chordata, Actinopteri, Perciformes, Percidae.